AUGGAUGUGAAUGGUGGAAGAAGAGUUUUCAACAGGCUCGGACCAUCCUCUUCGACUGAUAACGGCAAUAAUAGUAAUAAGCAGCAGAAAGUGUGUUUUCAUUGGAGACAAGGAAAGUGCGCGAGAUAUCCUUGCCCUUUUCUGCACAGCGAACUACCGGCGGCAGCGAAUGGCAAGAGGGUUCAUCAGGGGUUCGGACAAGAGGAUAAUUAUCGAGGAGGUGGAGGAUUGAGGAGGGGUGGGAACUAUAAUUUUAGUAGUAAUAAUACCUGGGGGAGGGUGCAGUCGCAGCAGCCCGUUAACAGUAGGUCCGUUGUGAAGAAAAUAGAGAAACUGUGUAAUCAUUGGGUACAAGGGAGCUGUAAAUUCGGGGAUGCGUGUAAAUACUUGCACCAGUGGUCGACAGGGGAUUGCUUUUCGAUGUUGACGAUUCUUGAAGGGCACCAGCAGGUAGAAGAAGAAGUUGUCUAUCAGGUUGUAACUGGGAUUGCUUUUCCUUUGGGGUCUGAUAAGCUUUACACCGGUAGUCAAGAUGAGACUGUCAAAGUUUGGGACUGUCAAUCUGGUCAGGUUUCAGCUUCAGUGAAUGUGGGUGGUUCAGUAGGCUGUCUGCUGAGUGAAGGUCCAUGGGUAUUCGUGGGUUUGACAAAUCUUGUCAAGGCAUGGAAUAUUCAAACAUCUACAGAGCUCAGUUUAAAUGGACCUGUUGGACAAGUAUAUUCCCUUGUUGUUGGGAAUGGCAUGCUCUUUGCAGGUACACAGGAUGGGUCAAUAUUGGCUUGGAAAUUCAAUGAAGCUGCUAAUUGCUUUGAACCAGCUGCAUCACUCAAGGGUCACACUCUUGCUGUUGUGACACUAGUGGUCGGAGGUAACAGAAUGUACUCUGGUUCAAUGGACCACUCUAUUAGAGUAUGGAGCCUGGAAACUUUGCAGUGUAUUCAAACAUUACCAGGGCAUACAGAUGUUGUGAUGUCUGUUUUGUGUUGGGAUCAGUUCCUUAUAUCUGCGUCAUUGGACAAAACUGUCAAGGUUUGGGCUGCCACUGAGGCUGGUAACUUGGAAGUCGCAUAUACCCACAGUGAGGAACAUGGAUUGCUUGCUUUGUGCGGGAUGCAUGAUUCAGAAGCCAAACCUGUGUUGUUUUGUUCGUGCAAUGACAAUACAAUACGAGUCUAUGAUUUGCCAUCAUUGUCUGAGAGGGGAAAGAUCUUGUCAAAGAAAGAAAUUCGGUCCAUACAGAUUGGUCCCAGUGGUUUAUUUUUCACGGGUGAUGGGUCGGGUCAGGUCAAAGUAUGGAGAUGGUCUGCUGAACCAACACACACAUAA
Molecule: messenger RNA, 1326 nt
Organism: Striga hermonthica
Lineage: Eukaryota; Viridiplantae; Streptophyta; Magnoliopsida; Lamiales; Orobanchaceae
Source: the annotation of a GenBank genome assembly